Cajanus cajan (pigeon pea) is the source of this 645-nucleotide messenger RNA. Its product is annotated as RNA-binding (RRM/RBD/RNP motifs) family protein. The record is from RefSeq and is a predicted model, not a curated record. Lineage: Eukaryota; Viridiplantae; Streptophyta; Magnoliopsida; Fabales; Fabaceae. Gene Ontology annotation, molecular function: RNA binding.
UUCUCUUGGUGCGAGACCCGCACGCUACUUUUUUCUUCCUACUCCUACUCUUGUUCUACACUUUACUGUGGUUCCUGCUGCGAGACAAUUAAAAAAAAAAAAAAAAAACAGACAUUCUUGAUUGCUUGUUGUCAUUUUACGUUUGAACAUUUGGAAAUAUGAUGAAGAAUUCUCUUGUGUUUGUUGCUACAACCAUUUCGAAAAGAUUCCACGUUCCUCCUUCUCAAACUCAAUUCCGAUUCUACUGUUCUCUGCCCUCGAACAAGCUCUUCGUGGGAGGCUUGUCAUGGUCCGUGGACGAGAAGUCCCUCAAAGACGCAUUCCUUUCCUUCGGAGACGUCACUGAAGUGAGGGUAGUGUACGAUAAAGACAGUGGCAGGUCUAGAGGCUUUGGAUUUGUCAUUUUUUCAAAUGAAGAUGAUGCCAAAUGUGCUAAGGAUGCAAUGGAUGGAAAGGCACUUUUAGGUAGACCAUUGAGGAUAAACUAUGCUCUUAAGAAGGCUCGUGGUGUACCUGUUGUAGUUCCUUGACUUUUAGAUAUUGUACAUUCAAACAGACGUUGAGUUUGAUUUGCCUUACAAAAUUCAUGUAGGUAAAUUCUUAUUAAUUGUUAGUUGAUGGCUACAAAAUUUGUUUUGAUUUUCA